Brassica oleracea var. oleracea is the source of this 795-nucleotide messenger RNA. RefSeq names its product photosystem II core complex proteins psbY, chloroplastic-like. Lineage: Eukaryota; Viridiplantae; Streptophyta; Magnoliopsida; Brassicales; Brassicaceae. The record is from RefSeq and is a predicted model, not a curated record. Gene Ontology annotation, cellular component: chloroplast thylakoid; photosystem II; membrane. Gene Ontology annotation, molecular function: manganese ion binding. Bases 63 to 650 code for a protein of 195 amino acids. Gene Ontology annotation, biological process: cell redox homeostasis; photosynthesis. The transcript has a single exon.
AUUUUACAGACUCAAUCCUCAAGUCUCUCCCUCUCUCUCAUCUUCAACCUCUCCGAUCAUCAAUGGCAGCGACUAUGGCGACAUCAACCAAAUGCAUGUCCCUAAACCCAUCUCCUCCUAAGCCCCUAAACCAAACCAAACCCACCUCCUCCUCAAAACACUUCAUCACCCUCCCAACUCCACCAAAACCCACCGUCUCUCUCGCCGUCACAAGCACCGCCCUAGCCGGAGCCGUCUUCUCCGCCCUCAGCUACUCCGAACCCGCUCUCGCCGCUCACCAGAUCUCCCAGCUCGCCGCCGCCGCCGUGUCGGAAGGCAGCGACAACCGCGGCCUAGCUCUUCUCCUCCCCAUCGUCCCGGCGAUCGGGUGGGUCCUCUUCAACAUCCUCCAGCCAGCUCUCAACCAGAUCAACAAGAUGCGCGCGAGCAAAGGAGUCGUCGUGGGUCUCGGCGGCAUCGGUGGUGGUCUCGCCGCGUCAGGGCUCUUGACGCCUCCGCCGGAGGCAGUAGCUGCGGCGGAAGCGGCGGAGAGAGCGGGAGACAACAGGGGACAGUUGUUGUUGUUCGUGGUUGCACCGGCGCUGCUUUGGGUUCUUUACAAUAUAUUGCAGCCGGCUUUGAACCAGCUCAACAAAAUGAGGUCUCAGUGAAAAUCUUUAUAAUAUAUAUAAAUAUUAAUCAUCGUUGGGCUUUAAACCUUUGUUUUAUGUUAAGUUUUAGACAAUUAUCCUUGUUAUAUAUCUCGCUUACUAUAUACUCAAUUUAACCCUUGAAAUGGUUUUCUUGUUUCAAAAA